Molecule: messenger RNA, 561 nt
Organism: Morchella importuna
Lineage: Eukaryota; Fungi; Ascomycota; Pezizomycetes; Pezizales; Morchellaceae
Exons: 1
Coding region: 1-561 (186 amino acids)
Molecular function (GO): protein binding
Source: RefSeq, a predicted model, not a curated record
AUGUCUCUUGAAGAUUUCACCCCCUCUAUGCUCCUCAAGAUCGCCUCGGAGGCUAGUACCGACAGCCCCCUCACUAAUAUUCUUCUUUUGAAGAAUCACGGGGCCUCCGCGCUCCUGUCCCAGAUCCUGCUGUAUACUGACUUCCUCUCUAACAACAACAUCUCGCCCCUCCUCUGGUCCGUCAUGCAUCGCUUCCAUCCCCUCACCCUACUUUUACUCGAUACCGACAAGGGGAUUGAUGUCAAUGCACAGACAACAGAGGGGCAUACAGCACUACAUAUGGCAGUUAUCUAUGGCGAUAUUGCGAUUGUGGAGCUGCUACUGGAGCAGGAGGGAGUGAAUGUCCACAUUAUGGAUUUCUAUGGACAAUUGCCGCUGCAGUAUGCAUUAACGAAGGAUUGGAAGGUGAGUAAGGCGUUGGUGGAUAUGCUUGUAAUGAAGGGAGAUGCGAAUAUGCAUGAAGUGGGUUUUGGGAGUUUGGGACUGGAAGAUCAGUCGAGGGUAAGCGAGGAUGAAAGUGAUGAACCAAUUGAUUUGUGGGCGUAUAUUAAUUUUGAAUGA